This is a messenger RNA of Tricharina praecox, 741 nucleotides long. RefSeq lists its product as uncharacterized. The record is from RefSeq and is a predicted model, not a curated record. Bases 1 to 741 code for a protein of 246 amino acids. NCBI's taxonomy places the organism in Eukaryota, Fungi, Ascomycota, Pezizomycetes, Pezizales, Pyronemataceae. The transcript is spliced from 5 exons. Gene Ontology annotation, cellular component: nucleolus; cytosol; preribosome, large subunit precursor. Gene Ontology annotation, molecular function: ribosomal large subunit binding. Gene Ontology annotation, biological process: ribosomal subunit export from nucleus; maturation of LSU-rRNA; assembly of large subunit precursor of preribosome.
AUGGCCGUUAGAGCGCAGUUCGAGAAUUCCAAUGAGGUCGGAGUGUUUGCGAACCUUACAAAUUCGUAUGCUCUGGUUGCUCCCGGAGGAAGCAUGAACUUCUACAGCGUCUUCGAGGCAGAAUUAGCAGACAUCAUCCCCAUAUGCCACACCACCAUUGCCGGCACCAGAAUCGUGGGACGUUUGUCAGCUGGAAACCGUCGUGGUCUCCUCCUCCCUACCUCCGCCACCGACCAAGAGCUGCAGCACAUCCGGAAUACGAUCCCCGAUUCGGUUAAGAUACAGCGUGUAGAGGAGCGUUUGUCGGCGCUGGGCAACGUGAUCUGUUGCAACGACCACGUGGCGCUGGUGCACCCGGAUAUCGAGCGCGAGACGGAGGAGAUCAUUGCCGACAUCCUCGGCGUUGAGGUUUUCCGCCAGACGAUUUCCGAGAACGUCCUGGUGGGCUCGUACUGCUCGCUAAGCAACCAGGGAGGAAUCGUGCACCCCAAGACGACGAUACAGGACCAGGACGAGCUGAGCUCGCUGCUCCAGGUGCCGCUGGUGGCCGGCUCCAUCAACCGUGGGUCGUCGGUGGUCGGCGCGGGUAUGGUGGUGAACGACUGGAUGGCCGUCACUGGGCUGGACACCACCGCGACGGAACUGAGUGUUAUUGAGAACGUGUUCAGGCUGGGCGAGGGAAUGAGGGCAGGAAACGUCGAAGGACCGCUUAGAGACGCUAUGGUGGAGACUUUCUACUAA